Salvia splendens (bonfire salvia) is the source of this 2249-nucleotide messenger RNA. RefSeq lists its product as uncharacterized. The coding region runs from base 96 to 2075 and encodes 659 amino acids. NCBI's taxonomy places the organism in Eukaryota, Viridiplantae, Streptophyta, Magnoliopsida, Lamiales, Lamiaceae. The transcript is spliced from 3 exons. The record is from RefSeq and is a predicted model, not a curated record.
ACCUCUUCUGAUUCAGAUUUCUCUGCUAAUUAAUUUCAACUUUUUUUUAUUUUACAGAUCAUAAGUCCAUUUUCUUUCAUUUAUUCAAACUAGCCAUGAACUCUAUUUGGUUGCUUCAAUCCCAAUUCAAACCCUGCAUAUAUCCCAUCAAAAACCAAAAACCAAAAACCAAAAAAAAAAACAAAUCUCAAUUUCUAAACAUGAAGUUGAAUCCUUGCUUCCUCUGCCAAAAACUGGUGUCUCUUUUCCAUGCUAUUUCCUUAUUUCUGACCUAUUUUUUCUCCUAUUUUUCCAGGUGUUUUAACUUCAUUAAAUUUAUUCUCUCUUUUCUGUUUGUUAACUGUAACACUUGGUUGAAAAAGUCGGCAAAGAAAGAUGUACUAUUUCUGGAGGCAGGGCGUGGAGAUGAAAACGAAUUGGAGCUGCUGCAUUUGAAAUUCAAGUUUCCUUCAUUUGAUGAGUUCAGAAGAAUCAGUACUGACGUGAAAGAUGAUUCCUGCAAUCUUAAACUCUCAUCCUCUGCCUUGAUUGAGGUACUUACCACUUUCCCUCUAAGACACAUCGAUGAAGACGCUGAGCUUGAGCCGAGAGAGGAAGAAGCAACUCCCGAGUUCAAUGUUAAUUUACUUCUACAACAUUCUGUUGACGAGUCUGAGAUGAGCAGUGAUGGAGGAUCUUUAGAUAGUGAGAGCUUUGGAGAGGAUAAGGAAUCUUUGAUGUUUUUAGGUGAGAGCAAGAAAGUAGAAGAAGAGCAAAGUUUUGAGAAAGAUUUUAAUGUGAAUUCAAGUGGUGAAGGAUUUGUGUCAGUAGAUGAUAUGGAGACAAAUAAUGGGGAAUUGGAAAAAGAGUGUAGUCCUUUUGAGAAUGAUGGAGUCACAAACAAGUUGGAGUGUUUAUGGGAGCAUCAAGAGCUGAUUGAGCAGUUGCAGAUGGAGCUUAAGAAGGUGAAAGCCACAGGUUUGCCUACCAUUGUGGAGGAGUCCGAGACGCCUAAGGUCAUCGAUGACUUGAAGCCGUGGAAGAUAGACGAGAGCGACGAAAUGCAGCAUCGAGAUUGCAUUGCUGAGCUUCACAAGAGCUACAGAGAAAUGAUGCGUAAAUUCGAUAUCCUCAACUACCAGAAGAUGUAUGCCAUGGGUUUUGUGCAGCAGAAUGAUCCAUUCCAACAAAAAGUGAAGCCAGCCCCGGUGCUAAAGUCCCUAGUCUCGAAAAAGCUUUGGACGUCGAAACAUAAAAAGCAGGGCAGCUGCCCAAUGAAGAAGCUGAUGAAUGAGCUGCAGGGCGAUGUGGAAGUGGUGUACGUAGGUCAGAUGUGCCUGUCGUGGGAAAUCCUGCAAUGGCAAUACGAGAAGGCCUUAGAGCUAUGGAACUCUGAUCCACACAGUGUCCAUUGCUACAACGAGGUGGUGGCCGAGUUCCAGCAGUUUCAAGUUCUCCUUCAAAGGUUCAUAGAAGACGAGCCCUUCCAGGGGGGGCGAGUGCAGACCUAUGUCAAGGCUCGAUGUGUUCUCCGCAAUCUUCUCCAGGUUCCUCUCGUAAGAGGUGACAACGCGUCUCUUAAUCUGAUUCUGUCGCGUCUCUCUAUGUCUCACCUCAUUACUGACUUUAGACGAAUGGUUUUGGCAGAGGACGACACAACGAAGGAGAGGGACGAGUAUGUGAUCAGUAGUGAAAUGCUGGUAGAGAUGCUUGAAGAAUCAAUACGCAUAUUUUGGGAAUUCGUUCGAUCGGACAAGGAUUGUGGCUUUGCGCCGUUGCCUGUCCUUGAUAGCCCUCAAGACCUCAAGAUGUUGAUGCAGCUGCGAAGAAUUCUUCAAAAGAAGGAGAGGAAGGUGAAGGAUAUAUUGAGGAGUGAGAAGUGCAUAUUGAGGAGAUUCCAAAAGCAAAAGAGGAGGGGAGAUGAGGAAGCUCUUCAUUUUUUUGCACAAGUAGAUGUGAAAUUAGUGUCACGAGUUUUAAGAAUGUCGAGAAUUAGUAGGGAGCAAUUGAUUUGGUGCGACGACAAGUUGAGUAGGAUUAGCUUUGUUGGCACCAAAAUCUACGUCCAACCUGCUUUUUUGCUAUUUCCAUGUUGAAUCAUUUUCUACUGGGAUAGAAUUUGAUCUUAUCUAGUAUUUGCAUGCGUAAUUGUUGGUUGUUUAAAAGUUCAACAUUUAAACAAGAGGGUUAUAGAAAUUAUUGUUGAAUAUGUAUGUAGUUGAGUACAUUUGUGUUAAUAGUAUGAGAUUUAUUGAACAACUCUUACAAAA